CGGAGCUCUGAGGUGGACGGACAGGAGUCACAGACCGGGUCGGAUUCUGCAUCAGAGGGGGGUCAGAAUAAGUUGUAGAUCCCGAGCUUGGUACCCGUUCUCUAUGAGACCUGGAAUACCUCUGGUAUUGGACUUUAAGAUACUGGAUUCGUAACGUUCUUUAUUUAUUUAUUUUGGCAGCAUUUUUAAAAUAACUUGUAAGGGAAGUUUGCUCUGCACUUUGUUACCAGACAAAGGAUAACAACACCGACCAGAAUACUACAGAGUAAGCCUGCUGCAUGUUUAGCCCGUGCACUUUGAAUUUAAUAGGCUGAUUUCAGCUGUACGAGUUGCUCUAUGCUCCUUUGUCUUUAUAUUCGCAGGGUAGCAAUACAUUUUCAGAGAAAGCCUACAAAGAGCAGCAGCUUUCCGAUUUAGCAGAGCAUUGAUCAGUGUGCUGAGCCAGCUGCACUCUUCUCCCUUCGCCUGACCAAUCCGGUUAAAUUUAGUUUACUCAGGAAAAUGAUGAGAAUGCCAAAAGGCGUCUCUCCGGCAUCGAGUCGGCCAGCAGUCGGACUGCCUUGCUCUCAGCAAAAGAUGAAGGUUUUGUCCACCGGAGGAGUGAAGACCGAGUUCUUCAGCACCGGACUGUCCAGCCCGCCGAUGAACACGGUACCGGUCGGCUAUUUCACCCAGAUCUGCAACACCGCCGCGGCCGAACAAAGAGCCAACAGCCUGUAUUCAACCCCCCACGGACCGGAGGCUAAACCCAUCAGAUCAUCCUCCGGGCGACUGCCGGCUAAAAGGAAGCUGGAUCUAGAGGACCCUCUUUACCUCCCAGAGUUCCGCACUCCAAAAGGCAAAGGCAGCAUCAUAGCCAGGAUACCAAGUCCAAGAACUCCAAAGUCUCCAGGUGAGCGGACGCGGUACGACACCUCCUUGGGCCUGCUGACCAAGAAGUUUGUGGGUCUGAUUGCCGAGUCUCCCGAUGGAGUUCUCGACCUGAACUGGGCCACCGAGGUUCUGGAGGUCCAGAAGAGACGCAUCUAUGACAUCACCAACGUCCUAGAGGGAGUCCAGCUGAUCAGAAAAAAAUCAAAGAAUAACAUCCAGUGGCUGGUUGGAGAUGUAUUUGAGGGUGGCGCCGGUGGAGGAGAGAAGACCUGUGCCCUGAGGAAAGAGCUGGGAGACCUGGAAAGAGCAGAGAGAUCUCUGGAUGAACUGAUCCACUCCAGCACCACACAGCUCAAACAACUCACUGAAUAUAAAGACAAUCAGAGGUUGGGAUAUGUGACGUACCAGGAUAUUCGCUCGAUUGGCAGUCUCCGAGACCAGACAGUCAUUGCUGUCAAGGCCCCUGCUGAGACCAAGCUGGAGGUGCCAGACACAGCAGGGCAGGGGUCGUUACAGAUCUAUCUGAAGAGUAAGAACGGCCCCAUUGAAGUCUACCUGUGUCCAGAGGAGGGUCUUGAAGAUGCUAGCCCCGUUAAGAGCGCUGUCACCCCUAAAAAGGAGUUCCCUCAGCCCCUUGGCCCUCCAGCUGCAACCCCAGUGGCACCACCAAGUUUCAGUAUCAAAGAUGAGCCUGCUGAAGCCGACAUAUCUACAGCACCUCCAGCCACCUCCUCAACUGCUGCCUCCAGUUCUUCUCUGCUAGAUGUAGAGGGCCUUUUGGGUUUGCCCCCCAGCCUGCUCCAGAUCACAGAAGACCAGCUUCCUGGCACCUCAUUCACCCCAGAUCCCAACACCCCCUUUGUCAGUUUCUCUCCACCCUUGGACCACGAUGAUUACCUCUGGAGCUUGGAGGAUGGUGAAGGAGUGUCAGAUUUCUUUGACACUUAUGAUCUUGGGGAUCUGUUGAAGAGCUGAGGUAUAUAUGAAGUAGGGGGGAGGAAAUUUAGGGAGAAGAGGGGAAAAUAUUUAAUUGAAUGCCUUUUUGAAGUAGGAAAUAUUACACUAUGAAGCCAUCGCUCAGUUUUUUUCUAUUCCUGUUUUCCCAAAUGGGGAUUUACCCCCUUUGUUAAUUUUAAAAUCACCAUUGUACAUAUUAUUGCAAAAAAACAUGCUCAAACUGGGAGAAUGGGUGAGGUCGAGAUUGACACUGAUGUGUGUAAUCUCCAACCAUAAUGAAACACUGUUUAAAAAAAAAAAAAAAAAAAAAAAAAGCAGGGAUUAUUUUUUAUUUCCUGUUACAUUUUCAGAUUGUGCUACAAGGAAAAGCAUUUGUAAUGUCAUACAAACACAGGAGUUAUUAUGCAUAUCACAUCAC
Molecule: messenger RNA, 2248 nt
Organism: Toxotes jaculatrix (banded archerfish)
Lineage: Eukaryota; Metazoa; Chordata; Actinopteri; Toxotidae
Gene: e2f2
Product: E2F transcription factor 2
Exons: 7
Coding region: 502-1848 (448 amino acids)
Biological process (GO): regulation of transcription by RNA polymerase II
Cellular component (GO): RNA polymerase II transcription regulator complex
Molecular function (GO): RNA polymerase II cis-regulatory region sequence-specific DNA binding; protein dimerization activity; DNA-binding transcription factor activity, RNA polymerase II-specific
Source: RefSeq, a predicted model, not a curated record